UCUCCGUGGCUGCGGGACGGACCCUGGUUCUAGAUCUAAAAUUCCCACACCGCGCCGUUGACCACCCCUCAUCGUCCUGCAACCUGACUUUCUCGCCCAUCCCUCGCACACAGUAAUUCACCAUGGCACACUUUAUACGAUCUUUCUCUUUUGGAAUCAGUAUCAGGGACAUACCAAACUGACGCCGGUCGUGAUCUUCGAUUGGCAACAUUCACAAAGUUUUUCCCUUCGUCACAUUAUAGAAAGUGUUCCGAAGACCAUAGACUAAACGCAUACGACGCUGCUAAUUCUCACAUCUCUACUGUCCUCCUCAAGGAUCAGUUUCUAGACAUGGAAGGCGAAGAACAGCCACCGCUUCCUCCAGGAGCGCCCACCUCGCACCUCUUCGAAGUACGCCACACACCUCACUCCGGCCGUGCCGUCUUCGCCACCCAGGAUAUACCUGCCGAUACGCUCGUCUUCCUCGGAGAUGACCUCACGGUUGAUGUUGUACUUCGUGAGUACCGCCGCGAAGUGUGCGGAGAAUGCUUCGGCUACGAUCGUGGACGGGACUUGUGCGUGCGCGACAACACCGUGGGUUUCGCGUUCUGCUCUGAGGAGUGUAGGGGCCAGUGGAGAAAUCGAGUUGGCGAGCUCGGUGUGGAGACUUGGACAGCGGUGGAGAAGCUGGUUAAGGGUCGGAGCAAGGAGGAUGCGGACAUGGUGGAUGUAGGCCUGCCGCGGCCAAAGACGAAAGAGAUACGGAUUGCCUGGGAAGGAACGGCGGAUCAGGCGGCGCUGAUACGCAUUGCGCGCUCAUCCGUCUCGUCACCCGACAGCUCGGGCGAGAACAAAGGCGAAACCGGGACCGUCAAACCCACCAAGCAGCAUCGCAAAGCCGUCCAGAAAGCGCUCAUGCAGCCCGUCUCUCCGGACGUCCUCACCUUCUGCGUCAACGGUGUCCUCUGGAAAUACAACAAUCCCGCCAAGUGGGAUCACAUCCUCGCGCUCGCAAAAGACAACACCCCCUACCACAACUACGACGAUCUUCGAGCCUUUACUCGCUCCUACCUCCACAUGCUCGCUGUGUGUCCAUCCGCUCUACUUGAACAUGUCACGCCGGAAACUCUUUUCCUCCUGUCCUCGCGCGACAGCCACAACUCCUUCGGCAUCCGCUCCCUCGAGGACGACGGCUCGGAAUUUUUCGGCUACGGAUGCUGGCCGAGCGCGUCAUACUUCAAUCACUCAUGCGGGCCAAAUGUUGAGAAAAAGAGGGUUGGAAGGGUGUGGCAUUUUCGCACGGGAACGAAGAUCAAAGUGGGCGAGGAGCUAUGCAUUACAUAUCUGAGCGGGGAAGAAAGGAAAUUGAGCAGGAACAAGAGGAUGAAGACUUUGAAGGGGAACUGGGGAUUUGAAUGUGGGUGCGAGAGGUGUGAGGCUCUGUAGGGGGCUGGGUGCAUUAAAUGCAAAACGUAUAGAGUAGACGUUCGCAUUGUCAGACAUUUUCUAAUAGAUAUUCCC
Paraphaeosphaeria sporulosa is the source of this 1500-nucleotide messenger RNA. RefSeq names its product SET domain-containing protein. Lineage: Eukaryota; Fungi; Ascomycota; Dothideomycetes; Pleosporales; Didymosphaeriaceae. The record is from RefSeq and is a predicted model, not a curated record. The coding region runs from base 331 to 1425 and encodes 364 amino acids. Gene Ontology annotation, molecular function: protein binding. Gene Ontology annotation, cellular component: nucleus. The transcript has a single exon.